Molecule: messenger RNA, 834 nt
Organism: Naumovozyma castellii
Lineage: Eukaryota; Fungi; Ascomycota; Saccharomycetes; Saccharomycetales; Saccharomycetaceae
Gene: PIB1
Product: phosphatidylinositol-3-phosphate-binding ubiquitin-protein ligase
Exons: 1
Coding region: 1-834 (277 amino acids)
Source: RefSeq, a predicted model, not a curated record
AUGGCAGAAUUAGGCGUGCCACUACUACAGGAAAGGGAUUAUAUAAACAAAGAUGCGGAAUGGGAACCAGACGAAAAGUUUCAGAAAUGUCAUGACUGUGGAAGGAAAUUCACAUUCUUAUUGAGAAGACAUCAUUGUCGAUGUUGUGGGAAAGUAUUCUGUGAAGCCUGUUGCGGUGACUUUGUGCAUUAUGAUAUAAAGAGAGUGAAAAUUCUGUUACCUGGUGAAGAACUUCCUUAUAGAACCUGUACUGAUUGUAUAACGAAAUUAUCAGAAUCGCAUUUAAUAGUAAGCAGUUCCGAGUCAAGUGGCGGAGAAUAUGAAACAGAUGCCAACGAAAGUGUUAUAUUGCCACCUAUUCGAAACAUAGGAAAUACGGAAACAAAUAUACAUCCUCCAGCUGAGGAAAGUUAUUGUCCUGUUUGCAACUUGAUACUAUCGCAAUUUGGAAAUGAAGAAAUGGCAACAAACCAUGUUAAGGAUUGUGUUCGAAAUGCAGAAUUAGCUCAUCAGCACAACGAUGAUAGUAAUAAACAUGCUGAUAACAAGCUGAAGAACAAGACUAGAAUGCUUAUUUAUAAAAUCUCUGCACCCUCAUCUCCAUCGUCCAACAAUUCUUGCGGAGAAUGUCCUAUUUGUUUUGAGGAUAUGGAGGUUGGUGAUAAAGUAGCAAGAUUGGAAUGUCUUUGUGUCUUCCAUUAUAAGUGUAUUAAAAGUUGGAUUCAGAAAAAGAAAGAAAAGAUGAAGGAAUAUCAUAUUGAAAAUGAUAAUACAGAAGCCGAACAGGAUCGAAUAAGAGGGAAUUGUUGCCCGUUCCAUGAUGCAGUAUUCUAG